AAACGAACAAGUCUUCAUUCAACAUGAAGUCCUUUUUGCUUGCGAUCUUGUGCUUCACCGCCGUUUAUGCCGCCCCAUCGGCUCGCUACGAUGAAACCGAUCACACAAAUGGACGUCCGGGUUGUCGAACCCAGGAAGAAAUGAACGUACGAUUCUGGAGAAACAACUGGGAUCCCGUUCACUACUGGGAGUGCGUUAAUCUGAAUCAAGAUGCCGUAAGACGUCGAUGUGACUACAACAGUCUGUUCUCAGAGCAAGCUAGGGCCUGCAUCUACGUCGAAGAUUGGAGAUGGACUAUACCUAGAGAACCACCAACUCAGGGUGAAUUUGACGGAAUUCCCCGCCCUGAUCCCAUUGAGGAUUGUCCACCCUGCAAUACCCCUUGCCCACCUUGUCCUGAAACCACUCCCUGCCCACCCUGCCCUCCUCCAGGAGACGAUCCAACUACAACUACGACCACUACGACAACAACUACCACAACCACUACGACAACAACUACGACUACAACCACAACGACAACUACAGUGCCCCCACCAACAACAACCCCUUGCCCACCAUGUCCUACCACCACCCCAUGCCCACCAUGCCCACCAACCCAAGGACCUCCUGGUGAAAAUCCACCACCACCACCACCAGAGGGAGGACCUCAACCUGCUUGCACUCAAGAACAGCUGCCAUGGCUCUGGGCUUCAGAAAGCCCUUACUACUUCUGGCAGUGCCGCUCUUUGGGUGACGCCCUUCUAAUGCCUUGCGCUCCUGGAACAUGGUUCUUCGAAGAUCGCCAAGUUUGCGAUUGGCCACCAAAUAGCCUUCUUCGCCACUUUAAGCAUCUUAUGCAGUAAUCAAUCGUCUAAGGAUCUACACACACACACGUUACACACAGCACCUGAAAGUAGUGUCCCAGUUUUAUCUUAAUAUUGUUACAAUUGUGAGAGUCCCAUCCCCUUACCCCUUAUAUUGUGAACCUAUUGUAACCCGACUAGGGAAAAAUAAACGGCAUUAGCAUUGAAAA
Messenger RNA from Phlebotomus papatasi, 1012 nucleotides. Its product is annotated as endochitinase-like. The record is from RefSeq and is a predicted model, not a curated record. Gene Ontology annotation, molecular function: chitin binding. Lineage: Eukaryota; Metazoa; Arthropoda; Insecta; Diptera; Psychodidae. The transcript is spliced from 2 exons. The coding region runs from base 24 to 842 and encodes 272 amino acids. Gene Ontology annotation, cellular component: extracellular region.